Molecule: messenger RNA, 1486 nt
Organism: Camponotus floridanus (Florida carpenter ant)
Lineage: Eukaryota; Metazoa; Arthropoda; Insecta; Hymenoptera; Formicidae
Product: ancient ubiquitous protein 1
Exons: 3
Coding region: 211-1392 (393 amino acids)
Cellular component (GO): membrane
Molecular function (GO): ubiquitin binding
Source: RefSeq, a predicted model, not a curated record
AUAUGGAACAGCUGAUCGUAGAAAGUGACGGAAAGGAAAAUCCGCAUCAAUUAGAAGGUUACUGCUGAGAGAGAGAAGCAUGUAAAAAAAAGAAGUCAAGUAAAAAUCGUGUCAUUGUCUGAUCGGGAUCUAACGUGACGAUUUAGUUGCCGCGAGGAAAUAUCGAACGGAAACUGCACUUUCACAUGUAACAGAUGUUUGUUGUGAGAGAUGUCACAAAUUGAUAUCCAGUAUUUGUUUAACAAGAGCAGGUUUCCUAGCGGUUGGCGUCUUCUACUUGUGAUACUGUACUCACCAGUAGGUGUUCUACUUGUGUUACUGCGAUUAUUCGUAACGUUACAACUUUGGCUGGUCGCGUCGCUAUUGCCGGAUUGCAAUCCCCUUCAAACGUUCUUGAGCUACGGCAUCAGUUUCGCUUUUGGGAUCAUAGUUAAGUUCGACGCCGAGAGCGAGCUGAGGGACAAGCAAUCGAGAAUAAUAAUCGCUAAUAAUGUGUCCGUUCUGGAUCACAUUGCCAUACAUCGAGCAACGGAAACGUUAAUUCCCAGCCUUUGGGAGUUGCCCGCUGCUCUGAGUAAUGCGCUGGGAUUACAAGAGAUGGACAUGGGCAGCAAAGACAUACUGAUCGCCAACAUAAAGCAAUUCCUCGCCACCUCCACAUACGGCAUCGCUAUACAACCUGAAUUUGGCACAACUAACAGCAAGGUCGCUCUGUUGAAGUUCAAUUCCUGGCCUUUUAGCAUAGAAACGUCUGUCCAGCCAGUCGCCAUCAAAGCGUCAAGACCAGAGUUUGUGCCUGUGCACGUUACCUCGCUGGCAUCGACAUGGUGGACGGAAGUGUUUUGGUUCAUGUUCGUCCCUUAUACAAUUUUCACACUCAAGUACCUGAAAAUUAGACGGAAUUCCGAUCACGAGGCUCUUAUGCGGGAGGUAGAGAGGGACAUCGCGGAUGCUUUGGGGCUUAAAACAAGUUCCCACACUAUAUCGGACAAGACGGAGUAUGAGAGGCGCUAUCGCAUGGAAAUGAUACUUAGCAACACCCGUUCUAACAGAAGCACGUCAAAUUCACAAGUUAUACAUAGCAUAGAAAUACAAAGGAUGGUUCGUCAAGUUAGCGAAGUACUUCCAUUGGUCCCACACAAUGUGAUUCUCCGAGAUCUUCUGAAGACUCGGAACGUUGAUGUUACAAUUGCCAAUAUUCUUGAUGGCAUAGUUACUUAUACUCCAGAGCCAAAUCCACAGACUCCAUCCUCUGUAAUCCCACCUAGUGGAUCUUCAAAUUCUGCAAAGGACAAAAUAUUCGGUACUUCUUCCUUCCAAGAAAAGAAAGCUAAAAUGAUACAAGAAGCCAGAGAAAGGUAUAUUAAAAAACACGGUCUGACAAAUUGCUGACAUUCUUAUUAUUGUUUUAUUCUGGUUAUAACAUUGUCAAGGACAACUUGUAUGUAAUUUGUUUUAUUUCAUAUGUAUUAUAUUUACCAUUAUA